Drosophila eugracilis is the source of this 769-nucleotide messenger RNA. RefSeq names its product FK506-binding protein 2. The record is from RefSeq and is a predicted model, not a curated record. Gene Ontology annotation, biological process: protein peptidyl-prolyl isomerization. NCBI's taxonomy places the organism in Eukaryota, Metazoa, Arthropoda, Insecta, Diptera, Drosophilidae. Gene Ontology annotation, molecular function: peptidyl-prolyl cis-trans isomerase activity. The coding region runs from base 65 to 481 and encodes 138 amino acids. The transcript is spliced from 2 exons.
CACUGUGUUUAAUAUUGUUGAAUUGAGAUUAUAGUUUUGGUCUAAGCUUCCGGCUAUCAGUAAGAUGAAGUUGACUUAUUUUUUCCUUAUCUGCGUUUUUGUUGCCGCUUCUGUGGCAAGUGAACCCAAGGUGAAGAUAGGGGUCAAAAAGCGCGUGGAGAACUGUACCAGGAAGUCCAAGAAUGGAGACUUGGUCCACGUCCACUAUAGGGGUACGUUGCAGGAUGGUUCUGAAUUCGACAGCAGCUACUCUCGCGGCACUCCCUUUUCCUUCACACUGGGUGCCCGCCAGGUGAUCAAGGGCUGGGAUCAGGGAAUCCUCGGAAUGUGUGAAGGCGAGCAGCGGAAACUAACUAUUCCCCCAGAGCUGGGAUAUGGAGCCGGUGGAGCUGGUGGCGGUAAGAUCCCACCCAACGCUGUGCUCCACUUCGACACGGAAUUGGUAAAAAUCGAAUCGCGUUCUGGAUCUGAAGAACUAUAAAAUAAAUCAGGCUAUGAAUAGUCAUGCUACAUCCAAAGUUGACUUACCUUUAAAGUUAUAAACACUUAAUGCUCAAAUAAUUUUUAUACAUUUUUCAAUUAUUCAGUGCAUUCAAUUUAAAUUUUAAUUUUGUGCUUUGCAAAAGAAAAACUUAUUGCAACAAGACUCGUUUGAAAAAAACCUACAAUUCUUUGGCCAAAAGUUUAAAUCUUAUUUUAAUUUAAUUUUGACGUUCUGAAGCCACGUAACAAUGUAAUAAAAUAAACAAUGUCAUUCCUUUUUACUAGA